This is a messenger RNA of Pseudophryne corroboree (corroboree frog), 2366 nucleotides long. RefSeq names its product gastrula zinc finger protein XlCGF17.1-like. The record is from RefSeq and is a predicted model, not a curated record. NCBI's taxonomy places the organism in Eukaryota, Metazoa, Chordata, Amphibia, Anura, Myobatrachidae. The coding region runs from base 376 to 1512 and encodes 378 amino acids. Gene Ontology annotation, biological process: regulation of transcription by RNA polymerase II. Gene Ontology annotation, molecular function: DNA-binding transcription factor activity, RNA polymerase II-specific; RNA polymerase II cis-regulatory region sequence-specific DNA binding. The transcript has 2 exons.
UGUGAGCUCAGAGUGGAGGACAUGGAUUAGGGGAAGGAGGGGGGAGGAGAAGUUUCCUGUGUGUGUGGAGAGAGGACGCUGGUGCUGGGCUUGUUUUUCGCACAUCGGCUGCUUGUUUUUAUUUUAGAAUUAGCGACAUUGGACACAACACAUUUCAGUGGAGGCUGCGGGAGAGGAGGUGACGGUGACCGGCAGUGAGGUAAUUUAAGGAGCUGGAAUCCAACUAAUAAUAGAAUACAAGGCUGCAGAAAGAGACAAUGUGGAAAUGAAUCUUGUUUCCUGCUCUAGCCAACUAAAGAUAUAAUUUCUUCUUAAGCUUCUGAAUGGUUCAAAGAAACUAUUUUCAUUUUCUGGAUAGAAGUUUUUAACUUAUACAUGAUGAGUCUCACAGGAGAGAGACCACAUCUGUGCUCUGAGUGUGACAGAAGCUUUACACAUAAAUCAUAUCUUAUCAUACAUCAGAGGAGUCACACAGGAGAGAAACCAUUUACAUGUUCUGAAUGUAGGAAGUGUUUUUCCCAUAAGUCAUCUCUUGUUAUUCAUCAGAGGAGUCACACAGGAGAAAAACUAUUUACAUGUUCUGAAUGUAGGAAGUGUUUUCCCCAGAAGUCAUCUCUUGUUAUUCAUCAGAGGAGUCACACAGGAGAGAAACUAUUUGAAUGUUCUGAAUGUAGGAAGUGUUUUUCCAAUAAGUCGUAUCUUGUUAUACAUCAGAGGAGUCACACAGGAGAGAAACCAUUUACAUGUUCUGAAUGCAAGAAGUGUUUUCCCCGGAAGUCAGAGCUUGUUAUACAUCAGAGGAGUCACACAGGAGAGAAACCAUUUGAAUGUUCUGAAUGUUGGAAGUGUUUUUCCCAGAAUUCAUUUCUUGUUAUACAUCAGAGGAGUCACACAGGAGAGAAACCAUUUACAUGUUCUGAAUGUAGGAAGUGUUUUUCCCAGAAGUCGCAUCUUGUUAUACAUCAGAGGAUUCACACAGGAGAAAAACCAUUUACAUGUUUUGAAUGUAGCAAGUGUUUUCCCCAUAAGUCAUCUCUUGUUAUGCAUCAGAGGAGUCACACAGGAGAGAAGCCAUAUACAUGUUCUGAAUGUAGGAAGUGUUUUUCCAAGAAGUCAUUUCUUGCUAUACAUCAGAGGAGUCACACAGGAGAAAAACCAUUUACAUGUUCUGAAUGCAGCAAAUGUUUUUCCCAUAAUUCAGCGCUUGUUAUACAUCAGAGGAGUCACACAGGAGAAAAACCAUUUACAUGUUCUGAAUGUAGGAAGUGUUUUUCCCGGAAGUCAUAUCUUGUUAUACAUCAGAGGAGUCACACAGGAGAAAAACCAUUUACAUGUUCUGAAUGUAGGAAGUGUUUUUCCCGGAAGUCAUAUCUUGUUAUACAUCAGAGGAGUCACACAGGAGAGAAACCAUUUACAUGUUCUGAAUGCAACAAGUGUUUUACUAGAAAGAAAACACUCAGUAAUCACAUGCAGAGUCACUCUGAGGGCCUGAAUGCAGCUUGUGUAUCAUAAGUAAUGUAACUUAUCACAACUGUAUGAAUGCAAUGGAGCCAAUAUUUAUUUUCUGAAUGUGAUGUGUUUUAUAUAAUUUACUCUAGAUAAAGACAGGAGAGGUCAGACAAGUGGACCUGGAGGUACUUUUUCCCUUGGGAAGGUCUCUGUUUUAGGAACUAGAGCUGCAGUAUAACAAUAGCCAAUGACCGUGGGACUGCCAUUACUGAGCUCUGUAAUAUACAGCUGUUCUGCUCAUGCAGGUGCUGGGACCAGUAGAGAGUUCCAGCAGCUCCUCUCAGUACUGGGAUUCCUUCUCUGACCAGCAGGGCUAUGAGUGCUGGGUAUUUCUACAGGAACAAUGUAUGCUGCUCUGUUUCACCAUAUGGGUUAUAUUUACUAAAUAUCAGUUUUUCAAAGCCACUGAUUCUUACUGUCUAUGAUCGCUGGAUGAUAAAGGGCAGUAAUAAUACAUGUAAAUUCAGGCUUGUUUUGCUUGUAUUUCUAUUGCCCUUUAAAUCCAGCACACAAAUGGAGUGAAUCUUUGGCUUUAAAAAAAUUAUGUGUAGUAACUAUAGUAUACCCGCUACAGGUCUUUCCUCUGGUCUCUUAUACCUCCGUAUUAUUUCUCUAAUACCUUUUAUAUUACUACUAUUACUAUUCAGUAAAAUGGUGCAAGUAAAACACUGGUCGUCUGUAUCCCAUAGCAACCAAAUGAUAAAACUUGUUUGUUUGCUGGCACUAGACAGCUAAUAGCUGAUAUCUGGUUGCUAUGGGUUACAGCACAUGCUUGCUUUCCACAUCAUGUAAGUAAAUAAGUUCCAAGUUGUGCGCAUUGGGCCUAAUUCAGAUAUGAUCGCAGCAGCAAAAUUGUU